Ambispora gerdemannii is the source of this 190-nucleotide messenger RNA. The record is from the annotation of a GenBank genome assembly. Lineage: Eukaryota; Fungi; Glomeromycota; Glomeromycetes; Archaeosporales; Ambisporaceae.
AUAAUGCUUUUCGUCUGGAUACUCAGCAACAAUCAAACUAUUUUUUACUGGAUACUUGGCAGAGAUUAGGCGUUGGAUAUUUUGGAGUUAGAAAAAAGUUAAGAACGGACAUGAAAAAAAGUUUUCUGAGUGCUGGAACACUGAAAAAAUUGUUUAGAGGGUUUUCUGAGGAUUGGGUUGAAAAGUUUUG